This is a messenger RNA of Camelina sativa (false flax), 615 nucleotides long. NCBI's taxonomy places the organism in Eukaryota, Viridiplantae, Streptophyta, Magnoliopsida, Brassicales, Brassicaceae. The record is from RefSeq and is a predicted model, not a curated record.
AUGGGUGAAUUUGUUGAUGCUGGACAGGCGGUUGGUCAAUUGACUGAAUCACCACUAGAUAGUGAGUUACAAGCUCUCCUCAUUGCAAUGCAGCACAAUUGGAGCAAAGGACACAGAAAUGUCAUAUUUGAAGGUGAUUGCAAGCAACUAACGGAUAUUCUUGAUGGAAAAAUGCUAAAUUCAGGAGUUUUAACUGGAUCCUGUAUUGAUUAUCGGGGUUUGAACCGGGUCACUGUGAAGAACAAGUAUCCUCUUCCUAGGAUCGAUGAGUUGUUGGAUCAGUUGAGGGGUGCUACUUGGUUCUCCAAGGUAGAUCUGGCGUCGGGUUAUCAUCAGAUACCGAUAGAUGAGGCAGAUGUGAGGAAGACUGCUUUCAGGACGAGAUAUGGGCACUAUGAGUUUGUGGUGAUGCCCUUCGGAUUGACUAACGCGCCAGCAGCGUUUAUGAGAUUGAUGAACAGUGUGUUUCAGGAGUUUCUGGAUGUAUCUGUCAUCAUUUUCAUCGACGAUAUCCUGGUCUAUUCUAAGAGUCCUGAGGAGCAUGCAGUGCAUUUGAGGGCAGUUAUGGAGAAGCUGCGGGAGCAGAAGUUGUUUGCCAAGUUGAGCAAGUGUAGU